Molecule: messenger RNA, 1583 nt
Organism: Folsomia candida
Lineage: Eukaryota; Metazoa; Arthropoda; Collembola; Entomobryomorpha; Isotomidae
Exons: 6
Coding region: 210-1544 (444 amino acids)
Biological process (GO): sensory perception of taste
Cellular component (GO): membrane
Source: RefSeq, a predicted model, not a curated record
GCUGCAGGCUUAUAAUGUGUCUAGUGUUUGAAUGAAGAACUUCAAACUACACGCCUCCCAUAAUACAAACACCUUGUCGCAUGCACCAAUUAUAAUGAUGAUGAAGUCAUAUAUUGAUUAUUAACAUAAUCAGUUAAUCGGGAUGUCCCAAUUCAUUAAUUUUUCAUGUCCAUGUAAAUCCAGCAGCAUUUCAAGACUAUCGAGUAGUCAUGAUGAACCAAGUGGAUCAACUUACCUGGGCUUAUCCACCUCCCACUAAUUCUCACCGUGAUUCCGCAUCGCGUCUAUUUUAUCAAGCCGUACUGGUUCUGAAAAGUGUGGGUAAUCUCCCAGUCCAGGCGACAACUCGCUCAAUCGAUGCAGAUCAUCACCGCCAAGUUAUCCAUUACACCUUCUCCAUCAAAUCCUUUACUUUUCCCUACUGUCUCAUCCUCACAACCUUUGUCGUCAUCGCUUGGAUACAAUUCAUCUCAGAAUAUGCAGGCCUGAACCCCUUUAGCUUUACAUUAUUUAUCGAGAAGAAUUAUGGAGUCUCGUUGGCAAAUGUAUCCACUGCUCAUCAGCUUAGUCUUUUGGAUCCUCUGAGUGUUGCACAAACUAUGAUCCACGUCAUAUUCCCUUUGUCAAGCUGCAUCCAGUAUCUAAGCACAAUCUGGACGUCGUUAAAGUUUGCAGAAUAUGCAAAUGGAUGGACGAUAUUUGAAGAGACAUUUCGACGCAUUUUUAAAAUGAAUCCACUCUUAAACGAAGCUGUGUUUCCUGAAACGACCCGUUUCCGACGUUUAUCGUGGAAUUUCACGCUUUGUCUUGUGGUUGUCAUUGGCCUCACCAUUUACCCAAUGACACUAACACAAGAACGGCUUUCCGGCAAUGCAAUGUCUAUGAAGUGGCCUGUUACUUUUGUUGGUUUUCUAACCUUUUUCAUCACCCUGCUUUUAGAUUUUAGGUGCAAUCUGAUGCUUUACAUUAACCAAGAAGCAUUUUCUCAGAUUGGAACUAAGAUCGCGGCUGAAGUUGAGUGUUCACAGUCUUCUGUAAGCAGAAUCAACUCUACUUUAGUGCAAAAUUGGCAACUUUUGAUUAGCUAUGCAAGAAAGCAGACAGUUUCCGGGGGACAAAUUUUGAGCACAAGUUUGCUCGUGGAACUGAUCAAUUUGUUUGGCACCUGGUGUUCCAUUAUCUACCAGACAAUCUUCUUUGCACAAAGAGAUGGACUCGGAUGGACUUCUUUAGAAGAUCUUGGACUAAAUUACUCGCUUUGUGGAAUCAUGUACUUUCGUUUCGCCAUCAAAAUAUUCUUGUCAGAAAGAAUGACCAUUGCGGAGGCGAAGAUCGCCAAAUCACUCCAGCUCAUAGAAAAUCACAGUGAUCUUGGAACAUCUCUCGAGAUCAACAUCGUGGUUGAUUGGAUUGCUACCCCACCCUCUAAAAUAAACAUUGCCAACCUGUUUGCUCUAAACCGCAGCCUUUUGUUUGGCGUGAUGGGACAAACUGUGACGUAUGUUCUCGUUCUACUCCAAUUUCAAACAAUUCAAGGGACAUGAAACUAAUAUAGAGACUAUGAAAUUGCGCUCAAGAAGAGA